AUGAAAUAAAAGAAUAUUCAAUUUAUAGGAAUAUUUGCCAAGGAUCAAUAAAUGGCCUAAGAAUGCCUAUUCAAUCUCACUUAAUAUGCACUUUAGUUAUUAAACUAGCAAUAUCAGAACGAUUAAGAGUUAUAAAAUAUGCUGAAACAACUAAAACAGAUUUACAAAUUUCCUCCUAGCAUUCACCUAACAUCUCUCUUUGUGGGCAACAAUUAAAAAAACUUUAAAUUGCAAGCAUUCACUGACUUCAAGGAGGACUUGGAGCAAGAACUGGUUAUUGAUGGUAUUGCCAUUAGUCCCAACAACAUUGUGACAGCCAUUUCGAAUCACAAUUAUUAAAUACCUUUGACUAAUAAACAUUCUCAUAUUACUACUUUGUUGGGAUCGUGGAAACCCAAGGAUUCCAACUUAUUGAUGGAGGAAAUCUUUAAACAACUCUCUUAUGAGGAAAUGCAGAAGCAGGUAUAGGAGGACAAGUUUUGGAAAAUUCAAUUGCUCCAAGGGCAAUUUGCUUAUGUGGUCUAAUUUAAAAACAAAACUGUCAUACCAGGGGUAUGCAGAAUGCAUUGA
Molecule: messenger RNA, 570 nt
Organism: Paramecium tetraurelia
Lineage: Eukaryota; Ciliophora; Oligohymenophorea; Peniculida; Parameciidae
Exons: 2
Source: RefSeq, a predicted model, not a curated record